AUGGGCCUUUUAAGGUUGUUCUUUAAUGCAUUGGUUGCACAUGUUUCUAGAGAUAAGAUGAGUGAGUGUGAACCCGCAGAUGCUCCCAGUGGGGAUAUGGCCAUUCCAACAAACUUGAACAGAGAGAUUUUGUAUGAAAGCUUUAUAUCCAUAAACUCUUUGGUUUUUAUUUGCGAAAUGAACCAGUUCACCGACGAGCUUAUGGAGGAGUUUGUGAAGAAAACCGUGUUUGUUGCAAAGGAGCUUCUAGUUGAAAAUCCUUCUGCAUUCAACCAAUUCAACAAUUACCUUACCAAGGUUGAUGGUGUUGGAAGGGAUCUAAAAGAUGCAUUAGAGCUUCGGAACAAAUAUUUUAACAAUGAUAGAUCGAUGAUAGGAAGAGAACUGUCUGCACAGAAGUACAAAGAACUUAGGUCCAGAGCAAACGGACGGUUACCAAGGCUGUAUUAUGAGGACAAGGAUGAAGAGUAUCUCCAAAUGAUGAAAAGACUCAUGAGUGCUAAGCAUGGAGACGAUGGGAUACAUAAAGCGAUCAAUAGGGAAAUGGCAGAGUUUUAUGGUGAGAAGACCGAGAUCUCAAAGACCCUUGUGCUUGACUCUAGAAUCAGUCUUAGCAUUGGAGGAUCGAUAUUUGCUCCGGGGAUUUUUGCAAAUCUAAUCCGGAGCCUGAGUAUUCCAAACAUAUCAGAGAUAAUCAACCGGGCAGUUCCUAGGCUUAUUGCUCCAUGUGAAGAUCUUAUAUCCAAGAUGCAUCUGAAGUCAUCUACAGAAAGAAGGUCUCUUGUGCUAGACUUUCUCUAUGGAUGCCUGAAGAGGAAAAAUGGCCCGUUCAAAGAGAAGAUAGACAAAGCCUUUGAGGAGAGGACAAAGAUACUAGAUAUUUACUUAAAAGGAGACCCAAAGGCACAGAAAAAGCUCCAAAUACUUGAUAAGUUUCAAGAAGACGAAAUCAAUAAGUUGUUAUUUGUAUUUAAGAACAUUAAGGAUGAUGACCUGGCCUUAAGAAUAGACAGGGCUGUGGUUGAAGCAUAUAUAGAUUUCCUUGAAAAUAACCAAGUGUCUGCGAAGGAGAACCUAUAUGGCUUGUUUAUGAAAUAA
Messenger RNA from Encephalitozoon romaleae SJ-2008, 1098 nucleotides. RefSeq lists its product as hypothetical. The transcript has a single exon. Bases 1 to 1098 code for a protein of 365 amino acids. The record is from RefSeq and is a predicted model, not a curated record. Lineage: Eukaryota; Fungi; Microsporidia; Unikaryonidae.